UCGUUUUGAACUGCAUGAAGAGACUAACAGAACGAAACUAGCACAUUUUGGAGGGGAAUCGUGUGCAUUAUUAUGUGGAAUAUGUGAAAUAUAGUCGCCAUGUCUUUGACAGUUAAAUAUAUAGAUAGAUGAUAUGAGUGUGUUAGUCCUAUGUGUAUUAUUCAUUGGUACAAAAGUGUUGCUGUUCUUAAAUCUACAAGUCUGGAAAAGACGGGACGUCAAAUUCCUCCAAACAGUUAGUGAACUUGUGCCUCUGUGAAAAGAAAAUGAGUGUCCCCAUUGUGCUGCUUCUUCUGGUCUACACACUUCAAACAGCUGGGUCUCCUCGGUCCUUUGUGGGACAAACUGGAGGAUCUGUCACUCUAGAGUUCCAACAACACCAGCAACUGGAGGGGAAUAAUAUAGAUUUCGUCCAGUGGUACUUUGGCAAAGAGAAAAUUAUUAAAUAUAUGCCUCACAAAGACACUCUUACAGUAUUCACCCAUGAAGGCAGACUGGAGUUUAAUAAGAAGACCUUAUCUCUGGAGCUGAAGAACCUGCAGACGAGUGACACUGGACUCUACAAAGUAGAGAUCAGUGCUGAAAAAGCAGAUGUUCAGUCUGAGUUCAGACUCUUAGUUCUGGAUCCAGUGGAGGCCCCUAUUCUGUCUGUCCAUAACCAAUCAUGUGACUACUCUAAUGUGACUGUGACCUGCAGAGGUCAUAACCUCUCUCUGAACUCCAUCUGUAACAACACCAUCUGCUCUCCAGAGAGAAAAGCCUCCACUGACUUCACCCUCUCACUCUCUGUUAAAGAUAAUAGUAUCACAUGUACACAUAGUAGAAACCUUGCUGGCUUUAAAACAGCUAAAAUGGAGCUCAGCAUGCAGUGUCAUUUGUCUUCAGACAAAAAUAGAGCUUUGCAGUUGAGCAUAUCUGUAUGCUUAUCCGUCUUUGUCCCGGUGGUGUCUAUUAUGCUACUGAUAAAUGUCUUAUGAAAAGGUAAACGAUGACAAGAGGUAUGAUGAUGACUUCUCUAACUUUUUUUACAUUUACUGUUACUUAUAAGUCACUUACAAAGUUAUACAGUAUGCUACUCUGCAUAUGCAUAAAUGCAUUCUGUUUUGACGGUGUACAUGAAAUAAUAAUAAUAAAAAAAUGUUUAUUGACAGUAAUAUAGUAAUAACUAAGGUUACCACCUUAAAAACUUGCCGAGUGUAGAGGUCUGAUGUCAAAUCAUGAUUUAAAGAAACUCAUUCAAAGAUUUAUUUCCAGCAGGGUUGAUUGCUGCCAUGGGCCUUUCACAGGCCUUCAUAAACAGACAGAUGUAUAACAUGCUGAGCAGGCAACGAGAAGUGAAAUAUUACUCCAGUAUUUCCCUGCUCUGACUUCCAAUGAGUCACCCAAUUGAAUCUGAAGUACUGCUUGUUCAUAAAUCAUCCCUCUGUCAUACUUCAGCAGCGCACACCAGUGGGGUGUCCUAUGAAGCAAGUUAGACAAAUCUAGGUUAUCUAGACAUAUCGAGGCUGCACAAAGCCUUGACUCGGGUAUUAAGUUAAGUGAUCCUACGACAGCAGGUAUGUGAUAAAUUUGUCAAACUAGGCUUUCAGCUCAGAUCUGUGCGCGUUCUCGUGGUUGGGGUGAUUUUGACCAAUCGGGAAACGUGGAGACGCACAAGACAGCCUAGGUUUAAAAACGAUUACUUCCGCAUUUAUGAGCGGUAGCGAAAUCUAGGGUGGUCUUUUUUAGUGUCUAACCUAUAACAUCAGAAAGUCGAUGGUCAUCAGAUAUUGUAUGGCAUGCAUGUCCAUAGUAGUGACAUAUUUGCACGCACAACAUACUUAAAAGCGCCUUCGAGAUUCAAAAUGUUUGCAGAGGCGGGGCCUAACCUGUUCAAAGUAUGACAGAUUAGCACACGUGAGAUAACUUCGUUGUUCAAGAUAAUGGAUUGGUUAGAAUUGGUCAGAGGGCGGUGAUAUUUCACGAUUUGAGCUAUAACUAAGCACAUAACCCGCUCCCGAGCAGGUUUGGUUGCGAGCAUAAGGUACCAUGGUGAUACAGCGACGCUAAAACAAAUCCACUUUCGUAUGACAGCAUACCCUGGUUUUGAGCGCAACAUACCUCGCUAAGCCACUAAUCGCGCUUCGUAGGACACCCCACUGACCUCUCAGGUCUCAACAUAAUUUGUUUUUUUGGGGCAAACUUCCAAAUUACAUAAAAAUUCCCCAGCUGUUCCCUGUUUCAAAAUCUAGACUUAGAUGCUUUUUACCACAUACUCAAAUGCACCUCCUGAGAAUCAUUUUUUAUUAUUUUGUGUAUACUUCUGUUUACACUUAUUUACUAGUCUUUGUCUUUUAUGUAAAGUAACUUGAUUUUUGCCCCUUUGUAUGAAAUGCCCUAUAUCAAUAAACAUGCCUUGCCUUGUCUACACAUUUAUUUGACAAGUAUCAAAAUAAGUCUUCCCGAGGAAAUCCAAACGUCUGCUCAUGUCCAAUUUUCAGAUAUCAACAUCAUACUCUGAAAAAAGAUGUCUCAUAUCAUACACACACACACACACACACACACACACACGUCAUUUGUCAGAUCGUGUCAGUAAAUCUUGUUUGACCCCAGUUUGUAAGCAACUCUUAUUGUUUUCUUGUUCCUGCUAGCUUUUCUGAUUACCAACCCUGCUUGUGACCUGGAUAUUGUGUAUUGUUUUCUGGAUUGGACUGAUUGCAAAAUAAACCUGCUCUUUGAAACACCCACCACUUUUCUGCAUUUGGUUACCACCCAAUACCUGACAGCUUCUCUGUAUUUAUUUAGUAUCAUCAUAACAGAAGGACUGAAUGACUUAAAGCACCGUUUUUUCAUAUUAAACUACGUUAUUCCCCUAAUUAAGGCGAGUUGAUACAUACCUCUCACAUUUCAAUGCGUGCACUUUGAUAGCACUUAGCUAGCCCAAUGCAUUCAUUAGGAUCCAAACAGAGAUGAAGUUAGAAGCGACCAAACACCUCCAUGUUUUCCCUAUUAAAAUACAGUUACACGAGUAGUCACACGACCAAGUAUGGUGAGACAAAAUAAAACGUGGUGCAUUUCUAAGCAGGUAAGAGGGAUAACUAUAUUGUGUGGCGCAGUAAUAUCCUCUCUCUUGCACGUUCAGUUUCACUUUGGAGUGAAGAUAUUACUGCGCAGAGUCUAAGUGCUCCCAAUAUUAUUCCGCCACACGAUAGUUAUCCCUUUUACCUGCUUAGAAAUGCACAUGGAAAACAUGGAGGUGUUUGGUCGCUUCUAACUUCAUCUCUGUUUGGAUCCUAAUGAAUGCAUUGGGCUAGCUAAGUGCUAUCAAAGUUGCGCCGCGCGCCAGAGCCAGUGAGUGCACACAUUGAAACGUGAGAGGUAUGUAUCAACUCGUCUUAAUUAAGCGAAUAACGUAGUUUUAAUAUGAAAAACCGGUGAAGGGUUCCUUUAAAAUGGAUAGGGUUAGAAUGAUGAAAGCCUGAUUUGAUUUUCUUUUUUUUUUUAGAUUUAUUUUUUUUGGGCUUUUUAUGCCUUUAUUUGGACAGGACAGUAGAGAGAAUGACAGGAAGUGAGUGGGAUAGAGAGUCGGGGUGGGAUCUGGAAAGGACCACGGGGCGGGAAUCGAACCCGGGUCGCCAGCGUACGGUGCAGGUGCCCCAGCCAGUUGCGCCACUGCCGGGGCCCUGAUUUGAUUUUCUAAGGGGUGCAUUAUACCGCUGGCCCAUGUUCCACCCAUAGGGACUUCAAUAUCUUCAGACAGCCUUUAGAUUACUCUAAUAAUGUACUCAUUACAUUCAUCUACAGCAGGACAAAGGGUUCUCUAAUCCUGGCAGGGCCCACUGAAGAUAUGCAGUAAAUACAUACAGUAUGAGUCUGUGAACAUGUAACAGGCAGAGGCUGUGCUGUAGCAAAGAUCAUCAAAAAACACCAUGGGUCAAUUGCUCUGUUGCUAGUGUGGAGUUUAACACGGUUUUAAACUCCAACUCCCAACUCCAACUCAUUUACUCUAUAAAUCCUUGUUUUCUAAUCAUUUAUUAUAAAAUACAAUGGUUAACAUUAAAAUUCUGGUAAAAGCUUCUGUUUUGGAAAUGUUCGAUAGUUGCACUCCAUACCCACACCCCAACCUACAAAAUGGCUGCAUAGCACAGAUGCAAUCUUUCCUAAACUUUUGUUUGUAAAUACGUUAAACUCGCCGAGGUCAGUAAUGUUCACUGACAAAAAUUGCCACAAUGUGUUUGUAAUUCUCAGCCCUACUUUUUUUAUCCAUACACCCAAUUGAAGUAAUGAUGGAAGUCACACAUUGCAAACAUUUUUGUGUCAGCGUAUCAGUGAACAUGACUGACCACUCAAAGAAAUUCCUCCUCUUUACAAACAAAAGUUUAAUGUGUUGCAACAGGUGACAGGUUGCAACUUUGCACCUCUGCACCUACUCUGUAGGUGGGAGAGGGAUAAACUCCCCCUGACUUCUGAAUUUAGUUGUGCGG
This is a messenger RNA of Sardina pilchardus (European sardine), 4463 nucleotides long. RefSeq names its product SLAM family member 6-like. Bases 267 to 977 code for a protein of 236 amino acids. The record is from RefSeq and is a predicted model, not a curated record. The transcript is spliced from 5 exons. NCBI's taxonomy places the organism in Eukaryota, Metazoa, Chordata, Actinopteri, Clupeiformes, Clupeidae.